UGGGCGCAGCCAGGAAAAGUCCUGUAAUCAUGACUGGGAACAGGUAAUGAGUGUCGGUGAGAGAAGUUAAUCUUGCGCAGAGUGCAGAAGUCAAGCUUAAACAGAUGGUUUCAGGAUCCGAUGGUACCAAUACAACACUUUUAUGGAAAGUAUAAUAGGCAGCCUGAGCACGGAGUGGUGUUAGUGGUUGCCUAGGAAACCACUGGCAGAAGGCACUCUAGUUUUAUCAGGGUGUGCCCCGAACAUCCGCAUAUGCCCACUGCAGCCCUGGUGAUUCUCCUUCUCACACUGACUUGGUGGACGAUAUAAGCAGUUGCUUAGCAACAGGGGUUUGACUUCCGGGAUCGGCUCCCUGCCCGGCGCUGUCUGCUGACGUCAGUGCCCGGCGACCCACGCACAGCGCGGACGGACGCGACGCUGGCGGUGGCGCUGGACAGCAUCACUUUCAGGAGGAAUGAAGCAUUGUUUCAAUAAGCUGUAAGGUGUGACAAGAACACUGGGAUAGUGUUUGAGGGCAGUGACAAGAAGAGAAAAUGAAGAGCGUUCUGCUGCUUGUGGGGAUAGGUCUGUGUUUGGCUUUGGUGAAAGGAGACUACAGUUCCAAACCAGGAUCUUGCACUGGUGCUAAUGAGGAGUAUAAGGAAUGUCCCUCCAAUUGUCCGCUAACCUGUGAAAAUAGGGACAAAGGAAUUGUGUGCACUCAGGAAUGCAGACUACCUGGGAAAUGUCAGUGCAUGCAAGGAUAUGUCCGCAACAGCGAAGGAACCUGUGUUGAUCCCAAACAAUGUCCUCCUAAACAAACUUGUCCUGGUGCUAAUGAGGAGUAUAAGGAAUGCCCUUCCAAUUGUCCGCUAACCUGUGAAAAUUGGGACAAAGAAAUUGCCUGCACUCUGCAAUGCAGAUAUCCUGGAGAAUGUCAGUGCAAGGAAGGAUAUGUCCGCAACAGCGAAGGAACCUGCGUUGAUCCCAAACAAUGUCCUCCUAAACGAACUUGUACUGGUGCUAAUGAGGAGUAUAGGGAUUGCCCUUCCAAUUGUCCGCUAACCUGUGAAAAUUGGGACAAAGGAAUUGGGUGCUCAAAGGAAUGCAGACUACCUGGAAAAUGUCAGUGCAAGGAAGGAUAUGUCCGCAACAGCAGAGGAGCCUGUGUUCACCACAAAGAAUGUCCUCCUAAAAAAUCUUGUCGUGAUGCUAAUGAGGAGUAUAAGGCAUGCCCUUCCAAAUGCCCACCCACCUGCGAAAAUUGGGACCAAAACAUUGUUUGCACUAAGGAAUGCGAUCUCCCUGGGAAAUGUCAGUGCAAAAUAGGAUAUGUCCGCAACAGCGAAGGAGUCUGUGUUCGUCCUAAACAAUGUCCCCCUAAAAGAUCUUGUCCUGAAAACGAGGAGUACAAGCCAUGUGCAGGCUGUGAACCUACGUGUGAGCUCAAAAACCCUAUUUGCACUCUAGAUUGCAAGCUUCCCGGACGAUGUCAAUGCAAGAAGGAUUUUGCUCGUGACAGUAAAACUAAACUCUGCAUACCUGUGGGAAAAUGUCCCUGAGCGUACCCAGCACACAGGACACACAUGCCAUGACAUAGAUGUACAUACAUGCUGCCAUAUCAUGUAUGCUCUCUUCAUACUCUAAUAAAGGUGGCAUCAUUACUG
Pseudophryne corroboree (corroboree frog) is the source of this 1646-nucleotide messenger RNA. Its product is annotated as epidermal growth factor-like protein. Bases 534 to 1541 code for a protein of 335 amino acids. NCBI's taxonomy places the organism in Eukaryota, Metazoa, Chordata, Amphibia, Anura, Myobatrachidae. The record is from RefSeq and is a predicted model, not a curated record. The transcript has 12 exons.